This is a messenger RNA of Brettanomyces nanus, 1023 nucleotides long. RefSeq lists its product as uncharacterized. Gene Ontology annotation, biological process: purine ribonucleoside salvage. The coding region runs from base 1 to 1023 and encodes 340 amino acids. Lineage: Eukaryota; Fungi; Ascomycota; Pichiomycetes; Pichiales; Pichiaceae. The transcript has a single exon. The record is from RefSeq and is a predicted model, not a curated record. Gene Ontology annotation, cellular component: cytosol; nucleus. Gene Ontology annotation, molecular function: adenosine kinase activity.
AUGGGUUAUGAUCUAGUUUGUUUGGGAAAUCCAUUAUUGGAUAUUCAGGCUGAUGUCAGCAAAGAAUUACUCAAAAAGUAUGACUUGAAAGAUAACGAUGCCAUUUUGGCCGAGGAAAAGCACAUGCCAAUUUUCAAAGAGUUGUUGAGUAUGGACAGUGUCAAGCUUGUUGCCGGUGGUGCCGCUCAGAACACUGCCAGAGGUGCUCAGUACGUUCUACCACCAAAAUCGGUUCUUUACUUUGGUUCUGUCGGCAAAGAUUUGUACUCCGAGAAGUUGACUAAUGCCAACAAUGCUGUUGGUUUGACCACUUCUUACAUGUACCAAGAUGAGUUUGCCACUGGUAAGUGCGCUGCUUUGAUAUAUCAUACUAAUAGAUCAUUGGUUACUGAUUUGGCUGCUGCAAACCAUUUCAAGCCAUCACACCUACAAAAGCCUGAAAAUUGGGCUGCUGUCGAAAGCGCAAAGGUUUUCUAUGUUGGAGGAUUUCACUUGACUGUUUCCCCUGAGGCCAUUGAGCUACUUGGAAAGCAUGCUGCCGAGAACAAUAAACUUCUCAUCUUAAACUUCUCUGCUCCAUUCAUUCCGGAGAUGUUCAAGGAUGCUCUUGACAGAGUCAUCAAGUACGUUGAUAUCGUUGUCUGUAACGAGUCUGAAAUUUCAUCCUAUGGAAAGUCUCACAAUGCUGGCACAGAAGACUUGGAUUCUAUUGCAAAGAAAAUUGUGGCUGUUCCGAAGGCUAACCAAAAGAGGGAGAGAAUAGUUUGUUUCACCCAAGGUACCAAGCCUACCCAUCUUGUCAGCAAGGAUAGUGUUAAGAUUUAUAAUAUUACUCCUUUAGAGUCUGAGAAAAUCACUGACACAAACGGUGCGGGUGAUGCCUUUGGUGCUGGCUUUGUUGCUGGCCUUGUCCAAGGUAAGGAGCUUGAAACCGCUAUUGACAUGGGACACUGGUUAGCCAGACUCUCCAUUCAGGAAGUUGGUCCUUCUUAUCCGGUCCCUAAACAAUCUUAUUCAAAUUAA